Ornithodoros turicata is the source of this 792-nucleotide messenger RNA. RefSeq lists its product as uncharacterized. Lineage: Eukaryota; Metazoa; Arthropoda; Arachnida; Ixodida; Argasidae. Bases 1 to 708 code for a protein of 235 amino acids. The record is from RefSeq and is a predicted model, not a curated record. The transcript has 8 exons.
AUGCGUGGUCCAUUGUGUCUGCAAUUUUCAGCAACCUACAAGGAAGCUCAUGAGAAAUUAGACCGGGCACAAUACGAGUCGGACCUCAACUCAGAUGUCAAUGAAGGUGGGAAAAGGAAGCGCCAUGCGCCCAGCCGCUUAGUUGAGGAGGACGAUGAGCUUGCAGUUGUAAGGUCCAAAUAUUCCCGUGUGGUGGCUCUCCCUGACACAUCAGACUCUGAGGAAAUCGAAAAUCCACUUCAUGAUGUACCUGAUAUACCUCCGGUGCCAUCAAGUUUCCCACAGUGCUACAGAGGAACUGGAAUAUUGGAGAGUAGCCAUCGUAGGUUUGCUCAGGAUCCUCAAGGUAGUAUAAACCAAACAUUCAACAAGCCCACCACAGGAGUACUGGAACAAAUGCAUGGCUCAUCAGCUACUAGGAUCAGUGGUGAACACAGUGCUUCUCAAAUGGACGAAGACAUGUCUACAGAAGAGUUUCGGAAACAAGUCCUGCGUCUUUUGCACUUGAUCAGAAUUACACAAGAAGGAGAUAGUGCAGUCAUUGAUAAACUCGCCAAACAGAGGAUCACCACAAGCUCACUUGAACAUGUGGAAGUGCUCAUAAAGCAGCCGUUUGCAACCUCGGAAGAGUUGGAAAAUUUCGAUGCAUCGCUGGACGAAAAAAAGGUCUCUUCUCGUCCAGGAGCUUGCUCGUAUAGGUGGAAAUGAUGUGGGACAGGCUACCCGCAGUAUACUGGCAUAUAUCUUGACAAACCAAGCGGCAGAGGACUACAGUUGGCAAGGCAAGAAAGG